Penicillium riverlandense is the source of this 1803-nucleotide messenger RNA. RefSeq lists its product as uncharacterized. The coding region runs from base 1 to 1803 and encodes 600 amino acids. Lineage: Eukaryota; Fungi; Ascomycota; Eurotiomycetes; Eurotiales; Aspergillaceae. The transcript has 3 exons. The record is from RefSeq and is a predicted model, not a curated record.
AUGGCGGUGCGCCGUUCCGCCCGCCUGCGCAGCACCAGCGCGGAGGCAUCUGAGUCUACCGAGCCUCAAGGUUCUGUUUCCCAUCCAGACCCCGUUGCCCGGCUGCCCUCUGUCGUGGAAGGCGAGGAAGCCGGGGGGAUGCAAUCUCCUCAUUUCCGAACGCCCAAAGCCAAAAACGCACACGCCCAGAAAACUCCGAACACAUCUACUCGCAAACAGCCUGUCGAGACCAAGACACCUACUAGUGCGAGACUCCCCGGCCACCGCUGGAGGAAAUGCAUCCGAGCAAGGCGCAACAGAAAAGACGUCAAUGGCAACGUUGUGAAGGACAGCGUUGCCGACAACACUCCAACCAAGCCAAAGGCGUCUCCCGCUACCAGUCAAUUUGGAACUCCCGGGUACGAGUUCAAGUUCUCCUGCCAAGAGGCCCAGCUCAGCGAUGAGGCCAAGCGCCUAAUGGACAGCGUUCGUGAGGAUGUUGCACGUAUCAAGUCGCAGAUGGUCCAAGACAGAUCCAAGCAGAAUCAGGAUGCUGAGAAACAAGUCCAUGGAGAUCGGAAGAUCGCAAUGCCCAAAGGCAAAGCUGGUCGGUUCAGCGAUGUGCACAUGGCCGAGUUCAAGAGGAUGGACUCCAUUGCUGGACACCCUUCGUCCUUCCGGGCCACUCCUGGUCGCUUCCAACCCGUGACCCAGUCUCUGAAACGAACCAAGUCCAAGGCACAGCUGGAUGAGCCGGACUCUCAGAGCUCGUCUCCUUCGCGCUCUACGGUCAAACCUACCGCCGCACCUACGCCUGUUGCGACAGCUAAACGCAUCAAACACAAUACAUCUGACGAUGCCACGACCGUCCGCUCGAUCAUUGAAAAGACCGAGACGCCUCCGAAGCCGGCCCCUCAACGCAUUCGCCCAGCCGUUCGCAGUUCCCUCAUGACUCCAACUCGGUCUUCCAUCGCGCGCUCGGCCAGUCACAAGGCUCCCAAGACCUCUUUGAUUCCCUCCCUCCAGCGCUCUCCCUCUACCAAAAAUGUGUCAGCCCCCCGAACCCCGAGGACAGAGUUCAAUCCACGACUCAAAAGCAACCUGCCGAGCCUGGGUAACCUCAAAUCCAUUCUCCGCCGUCAUCAGCCUCUGUUCUCUCGCGAUCCAGCCAAGAUUGCGGCGGGCACUCACGUUCCUGCUCCUAAUUUCGACCCUGACACGCUUAUGGAAGGGACUGAGGGCCCCGCUGAAGCUGGGCCUACUCCCUCGCCCAAGAAGCACGUCGAAUUCACCCCAAGUGUCAAGUCUCGCCAUGAAUUGACACAGGCUUCGCCUUCUCCCUCCAAGGUGCCCUCCAAACUGCCGCGCUCCACUUCGUCAAAUGUGCUCUACCCGGCUCUGCCGACGCUGACCCCGGAGGAGAACACGACAGCCAAGUCCUUCCCGGCUAAAUCUCCAACCAUUCGCCAGGUGCGCCAGUCUGAUACUUGCGCGCAGCCCUCUUACCCCGAGCUUCCGGUGGUGGCCCAUGGCAUUGCUCACGGCAUCGGCAACAAAAAGCGGCAUCGAGAUGAUGAUGACGAUGAUACUCCGAAUGCUGAGGAUGCCGAAAACGUGCCGCCAGCUGAUGAGCAGUCGGAUGAGCGCAGCGCGAAGCGGGUUAAAGCGAACCCGCCGACCCCUAGCCCGGUCAAGCCUCGCGUCAUCAAGACCCCCGUGCGGUCCACCCCGGGGCGCAUGGGUACUCCUGCCAGUGCGAAAUCCCGCAGCGUUCUCAGAUUGAGUCGGCUGAACAUGCUUGCUAAGCCGAAGGGCCGAACGUAG